UCCGACAACAGAAAAGACUUCCGUUUAUAAGUGUCAAAUGGACCUUUUUUCUCGAUGUGUUUCUAAUUUAAAUACUCGCAAAAGAUUACAACAAUCAUUCUCAUCCUAAUAAACCUCUACCCUAAUACGCAACUUAUUAUAAAAUUCCCCCAAAAUAAAUCCACGUAAAAAUAAAGCAUUAUCCAAUUACAAAGUUGGUAUAUUUACCGAUAUUUACCCAUGGAUCUCAUCUCUUUCUAGAAAAGGAAACAUGGAGUUUCCUAAAUUUACCGUACUUGGCAUUAGCUGUCUCCUUGAAAAACUCCCUCUCUCUUCCAAAUCUCUUUAACGCGUUCACGCGUUUAUCCCUACUUCUUUCUAUAUAUACCAUACAUAUUCCCUCUUCUUCUUCCCAGCUUCACACACAAAAUCCAAUUUCACAAUAAAUAAAGAUUCAAUUUUUGUUCCAUUUCUUGCCUUUUCAUUUCUCCUCAUUUCAAGAAAGAAAGGAAAAAAAUGAGGGGAUUAGAAGAGGAAUUUAUUCCAUCAACACCAGGAAAGUUCAAGGACAAAACGUAUGUUAAUUACUCUGUUAACCGGCAAUUUCACAGAUGUUUCGCUUCAACAAGUACAAUGUUCUUAUGGGCAUUAUUCUUGAUUGCUUUAACAGCUUCUUAUUUGAGUUUCCAGUCAUUCAUGGAUUCCGGUACCCGGUACCUUUCUUCUACAUGGGGUAGUCUUCAUUGGGAGAAACAAGUUCGUGAUUCUGCACAAAUUCAUCGUGUCAAUGGCAUGUCCGUACUUGUUACCGGUGCAGCCGGUUUCGUUGGAUCACACGUUUCCAUCGCAUUGAAGAAACGUGGCGAUGGCGUCGUCGGCAUUGAUAAUUUCAACAAUUACUACGACCCUUCGUUGAAAAAAGCAAGAAAGAAUCUGUUGAAUUCUCAAAAUAUUUUCAUUGUUGAAGGUGAUAUCAAUGACAUGCGUAUGUUGGUUAAGCUAUUUGAUAUUGUUGCGUUUACGCAUGUUAUGCAUUUAGCUGCACAGGCUGGUGUGAGAUACGCUAUGGAAAAUCCACAAUCGUAUGUUCAUAGUAAUAUUGCUGGUCUUGUUACACUUCUUGAAGCUUGUAAAAAUGCAAACCCACAACCAGCUGUUGUCUGGGCUAGCUCCAGUUCAGUUUACGGGUUGAAUGAAAAAGUACCAUUUUCAGAAUCGGAUCGGACUGAUCAACCCGCUUCGUUAUACGCUGCAACAAAGAAAGCUGGUGAAGAAAUUACUCAUACGUAUAAUCAUAUAUACGGGUUGUCAAUUACCGGGUUGAGAUUCUUCACGGUUUACGGGCCGUGGGGUCGACCGGACAUGGCUUAUUUCUCAUUUACGAGGAAUAUUUUGCAAGGUAAACCAAUUACGGUUUAUCGGGGCAAGAAUCGGGUCGACUUGGCCCGUGAUUUUACCUACAUUGAUGAUGUAGUGAAAGGUUGUGUAGGGUCACUUGAUACAGCGGGUAAGAGUACCGGGUCGGGUGGAAAGAAAAAGGGCCCGGCUCCUUAUCGGAUCUUUAAUUUGGGUAAUACUUCGCCCGUGACCGUUCCAAUGAUGGUUGGUAUGUUGGAGAAGCAUUUGAAGGUAAAAGCAAAGAAGCACAUUGUGGAUAUGCCUGGAAACGGCGACGUUCCGUUUACGCAUGCGAAUAUCAGUUCGGCCCAAAAAGCAUUCGGGUAUAAGCCCACAACCGAUUUGCAAACCGGGUUGAGAAAAUUUGUUAGGUGGUAUCUCUCCUAUUAUGGUUACAGUCAACAAAAGUCUGUAAAAUAAAUGGUCGAAUUUCUUUUUCUUUUAUUUGGCUAUUUUAGAAAUUUUAGAUUUUUUUUUUUUUUUUAAAAAAGGAUCGCCAAAAGAAAGGUGAAAGAAAAAAGAAAAAAAAGAGAGGGGGAAGGAAAAGAAUAUUAUUCUUUUCUUGAGGGGAAGGAGGAGUGAAGAAGAUUGAACUCCUUAUUCUUCCUUGUUAGAGUAUCAUAUUGUUACUAUUACUUGCUUUCGUUGUAAAGGAUUAAAAAAAAGGUUGCUCAUUCUAUCAAUGGCAUUUGCACUUUUUUAAUUG
Molecule: messenger RNA, 2083 nt
Organism: Capsicum annuum
Lineage: Eukaryota; Viridiplantae; Streptophyta; Magnoliopsida; Solanales; Solanaceae
Product: UDP-glucuronate 4-epimerase 1
Exons: 1
Coding region: 496-1797 (433 amino acids)
Source: RefSeq, a predicted model, not a curated record